Molecule: messenger RNA, 2886 nt
Organism: Armigeres subalbatus
Lineage: Eukaryota; Metazoa; Arthropoda; Insecta; Diptera; Culicidae
Gene: TBC1D23
Product: TBC1 domain family member 23
Exons: 3
Coding region: 274-2364 (696 amino acids)
Biological process (GO): retrograde transport, endosome to Golgi
Cellular component (GO): trans-Golgi network
Source: RefSeq, a predicted model, not a curated record
AAAACGUCAACACAUUCACUUGUCUGUCACCUUUAAAAAACGAUGAAAAAAUCCGAAGAGCUGGCAUAAAAAUACGCAAGCAGUCGAGCGCAGUAAAAGUUGUGCAAUUGUCCUUCGACUUCAAUUCGUUGCUCCGUUGUUGGUAGGUACAGAAAAUGUUUCAAUCGUCAUAAAUCGUUUCGUGUUUGGCAACAUCUGCUGCGAAGGAACGAGUUUGGUAUUAGGCAGGCUGGAUUUUUUCCGAGAUAGCCUCUGGCUCUAUCUUGAAGAAGUAUGGAUGACAAUUUAUGGUUGAUUGAGCUGGAGUCCGCCUUGUUGGAUGAUUGCACGGUGGACGAUGUUUACGCAAUCUGUGAGGGGAAAGCCAUUCCGGAUGCUUUGCGUCCGGAUGUGUGGCAAGUUUGCUUGGACGUGAGGAACAAGAUGGACCAGCUAAUGCAGUUCAAUGAGAUAUUUGAUUUGCCCUUCCAAACCAAAUUAAGGCAGGAUUGUCACAGCUUCGUGGAAAAGCUGGGGAACGAGGAAGAAGAUCGGGUGGUGGUUGUAGCCGAUUUGGAAUCGAUUCUGACGUUCUACUGUAAGAAUAGAAGUCUGGUUUAUGAGUCGAAUAACGGGUGGAUAGAGCUGCUAUUGCCGUUGCUUUCGCUGAAGCUUUUACGGUCUGAUACUUACAAUCUGUUUGAAUCACUUCGGGACACUUACAUUCCGAAGGGAUGCGUCAAGAAUGGAAAUGUGUUUCAUAUAUUUCGGUUGCUACUGCAGUAUCAUGAUCCGGAGUUGUGCUCAAUUUUGGAUACCAAGCGGAUCACUCCAGACGCUUACGCGAUGUGCUGGUUCCAGACGCUGUUUGCAUCGACUUGCACGUUGCAAGUGGUAUUAGCCAUGUGGGAUUUGUACUUCCAACAGUCGGAUCCGUUUCUCGUAUUCUUUCUUAGUUUAAUCGUGCUGAUCAAUGGACGGGACCAAAUAAUCACAAUGAAGAGCGCCUCCAAAGAAGAACUUCUCAACUUUCUAGUCAAUAUGCCGUGUAAUAUCGAGGCAGACGAUGUGAUGGACUUUUGUUCAUUGGCCCAGUACUACUCGAUGAAAACCCCAUCAUCGUUCAAGCGAGACUUGCUGAAGGUUCUGUUUGGCGCUCAGAGUAAUGCUGUGGAAGCAAAUGUUGUAUCACAGGCUCUUUGCUUGCCGGUUUCAGUAAACGAGCUCGUGGAGAAUGCUUCCAGUGAAAACACCAAUCCGGAUGCGGUCAGAUUCUUUCUGGUAGAUUGUCGUCCGGCUGAGCAGUACAACUCCGGGCAUCUCUCGACGGCAUUCCAUUUGGAUAGCAAUCUAAUGCUUCAAGAACCGGUGGCGUUCCAAACUGCCGUGCAGGGUCUUUUAAGAUCGCAGAAAAAUGCUAUAGAAGCGAAUUCCAAUGCUGGUGGAGAGCACCUUUGCUUCUUGGGAUCUGGCAGACUUGAAGAAGAUCAGUACACACACAUGGUUGUAGCAUCGUUUCUUCAAAAGAACACGAAAUAUGUUUCUUUGCUGACGGGCGGAUACGAAGCGAUUCAUGAAUACUUUGGGGACAACAUGAUUGAUUGCUUGGAAGAUCAUGAUCCGUUAAAAUGUCUCGUUUGCAACAAAGAACAAGUCCCAUACGGAAAAAGCGUGAAUAACAAUAAUAUUACCAACACUGGCAGCUUGAAGAGACCUGAAAAUCGUGGAAACAAUAAUGCUACAGACGCUUCCGAACGCAAACCUACAGUUGACUUAUUUAGUAAGCUUUCCUCAGUCAUGAAAUCGAAGUCAGCUGAAGUGAAAGGCAAACUAAUUGAUUAUAUCUCCAACCCGAACACAAAUGCUCCGGCUCCCGAAAAGCAUGUCUCUCGGAAUGAGCGCAAUGGAAAGCGCUAUCGCAACGUACCACCGGUCUUCAGCAUCGGUGAAGAUCAGGACGAUGAAGACCUACCCGUAUCCAACGAUCUUCCUUCUACUCCGCAACCUGUGUCCAAUACGGAUACUUCUGAUGACAUCGUCUCGAUUCAAUCCUAUCUGAAGCAACCAGAAGUAAUCCGUCAUUUCAAGUGCCAAGAAGUUCACCUCAACGGGUACAUGUACGAUAGCUACCUGCUCGUGUCGGCUUCCCAUAUCAUCGUCUUGCGAGAACUCGACCGCAAAGACAAGGCCCGCAUCAUCGUGCGGCGUCCGUUACAGUCAAUCGUCAAAAUAACCGCCAAAAAGCGCCAUCGAGAUUUGAUCACCUUCAAGUACGGCUACCCCGAGGAGGAAAAUCUGGUUAUCACCGAUAUGGACCGUUUCCUUAUACCGAAUGCUAGCGAAGCUACCGAGCUCAUUUCGAAGCACAUCAUCAAACAGACGUAGAAACUCCUUCACUAGUUCUAACGUAUCUAAGGUAGUUACCCGUCCCGUUGUAGAUUGUUGUUACUGGCUUCGAGUACCCAUAUUUGGCUGUAAACUGAAACCUAAAAUGAAAUGAUGAAAAAGUGCAACCCAUUGAAACAUGUUUUAGCAAGAAUAGUAGUUUAGAAGACAACGUUUUAUGAUACCAACUGAUGCUGGAUAUUUUAUCUUCAGUCUCCUCCUCUUUUAUUAUCGUCUUCAACAAUCAGAAACAAGUCCCUUUUGUUCAAAUGGAAAAACAAUUGAAUGUUGUCAAAUGAAUGUUUCCCUGGUCAAUGUUUCCUAGAAAUUUUAUUUAUAUUUACACAAUUUGCAAGAAUUAUUUUUAGUUUCUAAUUGAAGAAAAAAAAGUUAUAAUUAACAAACAAUGCGUAACUGAAACAUAAAUGUGUUGAUUAGUUUGAGUGAACAACAGCGCAGUAAAAAUGCUUUAUAAUAACCCUGUAAAAAGUAGUGAGACUUAAAUAAAAUCUAAAACUCUGA